UGACCGAAGAAACAAUAGGCAGUGAUAUAAUAAGCUUUUCUUCGCGCACCACUCUCUAAAACCCCCUUUCUCCGAUCUAAGUUCUUUUCGGUCCAAAUUUUGCAAAUUCGGGCGAUCUCAUAUCAGAUUUGGAUCUUUAUUUUUUGGUUACCAGUUAGAUAAUCCGGUGAAGCUGAACGGGGAUUAUUAGAGGUUGGACCUUGGAUUUGAUUUGAUUCAGCAAUGGCUGCUCCUGUGCCUCCAGGGGCACCUAGACCCGGUAGUAGCGCUCCCCAAGCACCUCCCCCUAAUUACAUCCCCAAUAUUAGGGGUACUCCCGAUGCAUUGGCUGAUAAUAUGCACAAUUUGAAUCUUAACCGGCCUCCCAUGACAUCAAAUCCUGUUUCUAGACCUCCGCCCUUUGGUCAACCACCGUCUUUUCCUUCUUCGGCCCCUAUGCCGGGGAUCCCUGGUUCCGCACCUCCAUUUUCGCGACCUGGUCCACCUCCUGGAGCAUUGGUGAGGCCUGCAGGACCUCCUACUGGACCACCAUUAUCUACAUUGCCACCAAAUAUUGCCACUGGAAGGCCUACUGGGCCACCUCCUGGUCAACCUCCAGCUUUUGUGUCAAGACCCCCUCCUAGUUCUCUUUCAGCAUCCAUGGGUAGUGUUGCAGCUCCAGUUUCUGUGGUUCCUCCCUCUGGCGGAUCUCCACCAAUCCGUCCCCUUAUGGCACCUCCCCCGACUCUAGGUGCUCGUGCAGGCCCAAGUCCAACUCCAAGUCCUUUUACUCCGCCACCAAUGAGUGCGCCCCCGGUCAUGCCCCCUACAAGUGCAUCCAGUAAUUUGAUGAAUAAUGGACCGCCUGUAUUUUCUGCUGGGGCUGGGCCAGGUCCCCAGCGCUUUCCAGUAGGCAGUGUCCCACAACCACUGGUUGGACCUCCAACAAUGAGAACUCCUCCAGGCCCAGCUAUUCAAUCUCAGCCCCCAUAUCCCAUGGCAUCUCAAGGAAUAAUGCAGCCUCCAAGUUCACCUUUUGGAGCACCUUCUUGGCAGAUGCAAUCCCAGCAGGUAGCACCCCCUCCUACAGUUCCUGGUUCUUCACAGGCUCCUCGGAUGUUUGGCAUGCCACCACCACUGCCAAAUCAAUCUAUGACUACAACUAUUUCACCCGCUGUUGGUCAAACCGGAGCCCCUAUGGCAGGGCCUUCUAAAAUUGAUCCGAAUCAAAUUCCAAGGCCUACUCCAGGUUCCUCAGUGAUCUUGCAUGAAACUCGUCAAAGCAACCAGGCAACCAUUCCUCCGUCUGCUACAAGUGAUUACAUUGUAAGAGAUACAGGGAAUUGCAGUCCACGUUACAUGAAGUGCACAAUCAAUCAGAUUCCUGUCACUGCUGAUCUUUUGGCAACAUCAGGAAUGCAGUUGGCUAUGCUAGUCCAACCUUUGGCCCUUCCACACCCAUCUGAGGAGCCCAUUCAAGUUGUUGAUUUUGGGGAGGGUGGUCCUGUCCGAUGUUCACGUUGCAAGGCUUACAUAAAUCCCUUCAUGAAAUUCAUUGAUCAGGGAAGGCGUUUCAUCUGCAACUUGUGUGGAUUUAGUGAUGAAACACCACGGGACUACCACUGCAAUUUAGGUCCAGAUGGUCGGCGUAGAGAUGCUGAUGAAAGGCCUGAGCUAUGUAGAGGAACGGUUGAGUUUGUUGCUACAAAAGAAUUCAUGGUCCGUGAGCCAAUGCCUGCCGUAUACUUCUUUCUCAUUGAUGUAUCCAUGAAUGCUGUUCAAACUGGUGCUACAGCUGCAGCAUGCAGUGCCAUAAGUCAAGUUAUUUCAGACCUUCCUGAGGGUCCUCGCACAAAGGUGGGAGUUGCAACUUUUGACUCGACAAUUCAUUUCUACAACCUGAAACGUGCAUUGCAGCAGCCGCUGAUGCUCAUUGUUCCUGAUGUCCAAGAUGUUUAUACUCCUUUGCAAACCGAUGUAAUUGUUCCAUUAUCUGAGUGCCGUCAACACUUAGAAUUACUUCUGGAAAGCAUUCCUACCAUGUUCCAAAAUAAUAGAACCUCUGAAUCAGCCUUUGGUGCGGCUAUCAAGGCAGCUUUCCUUGCCAUGAAGGACACUGGAGGGAAGCUGAUGGUCUUCCAGUCAGUCUUGCCAUCUUUAGGCAUUUGUGCACUAUCUGCACGGGAGGCUGAAGGUAGAACAAACAUCUCUGCAGGUGAUAAGGAAGCCCAUAAAUUACUUCAACCAGCAGAUAAAGUAUUCAAGGAACUGGCCGUUGAAUUUGCUGAGUAUCAGGUUUGUGUUGAUGUAUUUGUGACUACUCAGACUUAUGUAGACAUUGCUUCCAUGUCUGUCAUCCCACGAACUACUGGUGGACAGGUCUAUUACUAUUACCCAUUCUCAGCUCUUUCUGAUCCUGCAAAACUUUACAACGAUCUUAGAUGGAAUAUCACUAGGCCACAAGGUUUUGAGGCUGUAAUGCGUGUGAGGUGCAGUCAGGGUAUCCAAGUACAGGAAUACUAUGGCAACUUCUGUAAACGCAUCCCAACUGAUGUCGACCUACCUGGGAUUGACUGUGACAAAACUUUCAUGGUGACUUUGAAACAUGAUGAUAAGUUACAGGAUGGAUCAGAAUGCGCAUUUCAGUGUGCUCUUCUUUACACAACCGUAUAUGGCCAAAGGAGAAUACGUGUCAUAACCUUGUCUCUGCCUGUCACCAGUAUGCUCAGUAAUCUGUUCCGUGCAGCUGACUUGGAUACUCAAUUUUGCUGUUUCUUGAAGCAAGCUGCUAGUGAGAUUCCUUCAAAACCACUCCCACUUGUUCGGGAACAAGUUACAAAUCUUUGCAUCAACGCACUGUUUUCAUACCGUAAAUUUUGUGCUACGGUAUCUUCAUCUGGACAACUUAUUCUACCGGAGGCAUUAAAGCUUUUACCCCUUUAUACCCUAGCAUUAACUAAGAGUACAGGGUUGCGAACAGAGGGAAAGAUAGAUGAACGGUCAUUUUGGAUAAACUAUGUGUCCUCUAUCUCUGCUCCGUUGGCAAUACCACUUGUAUAUCCGAGAAUGGUGGCUAUCCAUGAUCUUGACUCAAAGGAAGAUGAAGAAUCUGUCAUUCCUCCCUUCCUUCCUCUUUCUAGUGAACAAAUCAGUGAUGAUGGAAUAUAUCUUCUUGAGAAUGGUCAUGAUUGUUUGAUAUAUGUUGGAGACUCUGUGAAUCCAGAUAUUGUGCGGAAACUGUUUGGUGUUGCUACAGUUGAAGAAAUUCCUACUCUGUUUGUAUUGCAGCAACAAGACAAUCCACUAUCGAAAAAGUUAAAUGAAGUGGUAAAUGAGAUACGGCGGCAAAGGUGUUCCUACCUCAGGUUAAAGCUCUGCAGGAAAGGAGAUCCAUCAGGAAUGUUAUUCUUCUCAUAUAUGAUAGAAGACAAGAACGCAGGUGGCUUCUCCUAUGUAGAGUUUCUUAUCCAUGUUCAUAGGCAAAUUCAAAAUAAAAUGACAUCGUAAAAAGUAUUAUAUGGGUGCUUCAUUUUUGCAAGCUUUUAGACCUAAAUGAUAGAGCAAACCCUAAGCCCCAAGGAUAGGCGAGAUUCUGCAUAUUUAUGCGCAUUCAGAUGCCAUGCAUUUGUCAGAGGAAAACCAGACAACCCAAGUUUUUGCUAUGUUUUGGUGAUGUACAUGUAUAAUUUAAUUGAAGUUGGGGAUAGUUGGAUUUUUGUGACAAGUUUUUUUUUUUUUUUUUGGUCCUAUAGUUAAGAUGACAAAUCAAGUUUUAUGAGCAAUCAUGUGUUUUCAUG
Abrus precatorius (Indian licorice) is the source of this 3776-nucleotide messenger RNA. RefSeq names its product protein transport protein Sec24-like At4g32640. The record is from RefSeq and is a predicted model, not a curated record. Bases 223 to 3486 code for a protein of 1087 amino acids. NCBI's taxonomy places the organism in Eukaryota, Viridiplantae, Streptophyta, Magnoliopsida, Fabales, Fabaceae. Gene Ontology annotation, molecular function: zinc ion binding; SNARE binding. Gene Ontology annotation, cellular component: endoplasmic reticulum exit site; COPII vesicle coat. The transcript has 25 exons. Gene Ontology annotation, biological process: endoplasmic reticulum to Golgi vesicle-mediated transport; COPII-coated vesicle cargo loading; intracellular protein transport.